AUGCAACACCAUUGCGUGUUUAUACUGGUCUACGUGGACGACGUCUUGGUGACUGGAAGCUCACUCGAGCUGAUUGCACAAACCAAGAACGACCUGAAGACGCGGUUCGAAAUGACGGACAGCGGCAAGUGUGCGUUUGUUCUUGGGAUCGAGCUUUUGGACGGUGAAGAUGGCAGUGUGACACUAUGUCAGCGUCGGUAUGUCGAUGAUAUCCUCAAGCGCUUUGGCAUGGAUGAUUGCAAGGCAGUCGCAAGUCCAGUCGACAUGAGCUCUCGACUUAUUUCAUGUGAUGCAACUACCAAGGUCGAUGCUCCUUUUCGCGAAGCUGUUGGUGCGUUGAUGCACCUGACCACUGCAACGCGUCCGGACAUUGCGUUUGCUGUGGGCUAUGUGUCGCGGUGUUGA
Messenger RNA from Peronospora matthiolae, 405 nucleotides. NCBI's taxonomy places the organism in Eukaryota, Oomycota, Peronosporomycetes, Peronosporales, Peronosporaceae. The record is from the annotation of a GenBank genome assembly.